AUGGCCACCGCAGCCGAUGUGUGUGAAGUAUGCGGUCUCGAAGAUUUUACACUAGAAGAUGGAUUUUAUUACUGUACAGAGUGUGGCACUAAACUGCUCCAUAAACGUGAAAUUGUCGACGAUGACAUCAACGUCGGUGCUCAUACGCGAAUACGGACUGAGGUCGCGGUAGAACGCACAAUAAGCAGCUGGGAACAGAUGAACUACAUUCUCCACGGUCUCACGGAGCGAUUGAUUGAGCUCGGUGCACCGGAGGAGUUAAAGGCGACGGUAUUACAGAUUUGGUGUGCCUAUCUGAACACAGCCGAAAUAGCCUUCUUUCACAAGCGGCAACGAAAGCGACCACGUUUGGCUCUACGAAAUCAAAGAUGGGAUUUGAAGCUGCUGUUCAAUCGGGACAAUCCGAAGAAACCCAAACGCAAAGUGAAGGAAUCGGAUGAAAUUUCCACCAAACGAAGGCGAAAGAAAACGCAAGAAAUGUUAAAAGCGGAACAGGAGGAAGCAUUAAUACAAAGUCAAACUUCCGAUUUGGAAUCUACGAUAGACUCACUAUCUACGUCAAUGCAAAGUUCUUCGAAUUCGGCCCAUAUCCCGCUAAGCUUCCAGUUCAACCGUCGGGCACGAAAGCGACUACUAGAAGAAAUGCAUCUCGACAAGGAACACGUAGAAUGGCACGAACAAGAAGCGCCCGUAGAAGCUUCUUGCCAUCCAUUUCCUUAUUUGGGUGUAAAACAUAGCUGUACUCAGGAUUUUGACAACUGGUCAAAGGUUCAUCGAAAAACCAUUUUAAUCGCUAUUCUAGCGCUCGCUUUGAAUCAAGUGCGUAGUCCCAUACAGAUAGCAGAUCUUAUGCGAUGGAUAGAUGAAGGACAUCUACCGUUUCAUGAUUUGCGACAGUUUCUGCCAGAGGAUAUCGAUCCAGUUUGCUACUCGGAAACUUUGACACAUAUGCUAGCCCAGCAAGGAUUCGCAUACUGCAGAAAACUCGCCUCACUGAUCGCUACCGAUCUUGGAAUAGUGCCAAUCGAACCGGACCUAUCAGCUCUUUGUCAUCGAUUUUUAGGUGAACUAGCGCUCCCAUUAGAUCUUGUGCCCUACAUUAUCAAAGUGAUAGCGAUCGGGCCAGAAAUAAGGCGAAGCUACGUGUACUCAUACUUUCCAAACUAUGAAAUACACGUGAUGAAGUACAUACUGUUUGUUAUGAAGUUGCUCUUUGGUUUGGAUGGUAAAAUCGAAAACAAAAUAGACUUUACCACAGCGAAGCUUAAUGAACGAAUGGGUGCAUUUAGCAACUGGCCAAAGCUGUUUGUAUGGAGCGAAUGGCAACGAUACAUAACGAUGCGCCACAUCAUACUUGAACAAGUGCAUUAUCCUACAAGCCAUUCCCGCACUCAAUCUAAGAUCAACCGGCCUAUUGAUAAAGAUCUUUUUCUUAGUUUUUUUGAGACACGUGUUGUAGCAGAUGAUGAUAAUACGACUGGGUAUCAGGCGGGAUAUCAUCGACCGUCGCAUAAACCAGCGCAAGAGCGACUAUUUAAAAAUCUGCAUACGGUCCUAUCAACGGCAACGGACAAACACACGAAACCACGCGACAAGAGGGCGAAACAACAUAUGCAUUUCGAUCAUAGCAUGGAACCUCAGCGAACGUACUUUGCCGAAAUACUAAAUAUGGAGGCUGCCGAACGGCAAAACGUGUACAUACCAGAGUACAUGCAAACAGAUCACAGCCAACGAACGGUAACGCCGUUCGUAAAUCCCAUGCCUCUAAAAAAGCAUCUCUUGGUGCAUCGACGAGUGCGUUUGGUAACGAAAAAAGUAAAACCCAAACUCAAACAGAUUCAGAUGGUGAAAUACAACUCACAUCUCACUAACGUUGAACUGUACCUGGCGGCAAACAAAUUUGCCCACGUUCUCCAACUGGAGGACAGUAGUGAUGAAUUAAACAGUUCGGAUAAUAGUAACGUCCAGAGCAACAUAUUGGACUACAUCAAUUCAAAGGCUGAACAGCAUCAAUUAAGCUCCGAGGAAAUGCUACAUAAAACACUUUGCCAGAACGCGAUAGAGGAAAUGGAGUCGAAUCUACGGACGGCUGAGUUUGCAGUCGUAGCCAAAGACGCAGAGCUGUCCUUUUUAAAGGAAAUAGCGGAAGAAGUGAACCCGUUUCAAAAUAAUCCUGCUGUAGACGAAACGCUACUGGACGAGCAACAGUGUACAGAAACGAUACCAAUUGCACUGCCAAAUUAUUACUACUGGGUAAAUAAUGGUAAUUUACGAUACAUUUCGUACGACGUGUUCGAGCAGGAUUAUUUUAGCUCAUUUCCCGCCAGCUUUCAACUAUUGCUUCGAGAAGCGGCUUACGUUACACGUUGCUCCAUGCUGGAAUUGUAUUCGGAGCUGAAUGAGCUGGAAAAAUACUUUUUUAAAUGUUAUGGUCGAAUAAAAUGAAGCUCGUUGGGAUCUCU
Molecule: messenger RNA, 2462 nt
Organism: Anopheles maculipalpis
Lineage: Eukaryota; Metazoa; Arthropoda; Insecta; Diptera; Culicidae
Gene: TAF1B
Product: TATA box-binding protein-associated factor RNA polymerase I subunit B
Exons: 2
Coding region: 1-2445 (814 amino acids)
Biological process (GO): RNA polymerase I preinitiation complex assembly; nucleolar large rRNA transcription by RNA polymerase I
Cellular component (GO): RNA polymerase transcription factor SL1 complex; RNA polymerase I core factor complex
Molecular function (GO): RNA polymerase I core promoter sequence-specific DNA binding
Source: RefSeq, a predicted model, not a curated record